GUAAUUCAUAGUAAUUAUAUUCUGUAAUUUUGAAAUUAGUCUUUGACAUGGACUAUAGGUCUGAUAGUUUCUUUUCGCCAGCUGCUGCCGCCGCCGCGGUUGCGGCUCACCAGCACUAUCACCAUUAUUCAACGCCUACGCAAGCUGCAAUUGCAGGAUCCACAUACGGCUAUCAUUCACAAUAUCCACCUACCCACCCAUACUACGGGAACAGCUAUAUGAGCGGGCUUGGUUCUAAUAGCACGAGCGCGGACGUCGGUGGGCUAUUUGGAGGAUCACCGUCCACAUCGCCCGGGUCAAACGCUACCAACCCGACAAAUUCACCUCUAUCUAAUGCUCUUUCUGCUCUUCCUGGUUCACCUCCGAUAUCUGCUUCAUUACCUACGUCACCAAAUACGCCAUCAAUGGCGUCACUUUCACUAGCAGCUCGAUAUGGAAAUGGUAGAUCAUUUGCUGGAUCGUCUUGCAAAGAGAACUAUGCUUAUCAAAAUAAAGGAAUCUCUCAUCCGUCGUUUUACAGCGGAAGCGGUCUUGCUUCUUUAGUCGCACAGGCCGCAAACUUUCCUUCAACUGAAAACGAAAACACAAGUUCAUCAUGUAACGGUGGCAAGGCAUUGAAUAGCUUUCAUACGAGUCGUCAAAACUUCGCUGAAACGAGUCCACAAAGCAGUUGCCGACGUUCUGAAAAUGAUCGACGACAGUCGACCGAACAAACCAAUCAAAAAGAACACUGUGCACGCACACACGAAGGCACAAAUUCCCCAAAAUCAGGCAAUAAACUUCAUCAAAAAAGCACAACAAGUCCGCUGGAUACAGAAAAAUAUUUUGAAUCGUGUUUUGAAUCAAGCAACGCUGAAAAUAACAACAAAAUUCAGUCCGAUUCUAGAAAAGAAACAACCGAUUCUCGCAUGGAUUCUUCCCCGCAGAGUUGCGCUGAUUCGCCCGAUACCCAACAUUCAAAAGACGAAGGUGAAAAAGCACGUAGUGACGUCGGAGAUUCGAAUAUGAUCGACGGAAGCAGUAAAGACGACGUCAGUAAUGACGUCACAGCCGAAGUAACGGAAGAGAAUUCACAAAGUGAUGACCAAGAUGGAGAGGAGAAAAAUAAACGUCGACAAAGAAGACAGAGAACCCAUUUUACUUCUCAGCAACUUCAAGAAUUAGAAGCGCUGUUUUCACGAAAUAGAUAUCCUGACAUGUCAACAAGAGAGGAAAUCGCAACUUGGAUCAAUCUUUCUGAACAAAGAGUCAGAGUCUGGUUCAAAAACCGCAGAGCAAAAUGGAGAAAACGUGAACGCAACCAAAUGACAGACUACAAAAAUUUUCACUUCAAUGGAAUCAACGGCAUACUUCCUUAUGAUGAUGGAUUAUACGGCUACUCCCCUUCCCCAUAUUGGUCAAAAAUGUCCCCACUUGGAGCAAAACCGUACCACGCAGCCGCUUGGGGAUUCAACUCAGCAUUAAAUUCGAUCACAACCCAGCCGUUAAAUUUUAGCCAGAAUUCGUCCGCAGUAUCCUCGGCAUUGCCUAACAUGAAUAACGGACUUGGAAGCAUGGGAGGUGUAGGGAACACUAAUCCUACUCAUUACACCGGUGCUGCAAACCCGUACAAUAUGUAUCGCGGUACUUCGACUGAUCCGUGUAACUCCAGUCUCACAUCUCUGAGACUCAAAGCCAAGCAACAUUCUGAUUAUAUCGGAUAUUCUUCCGUUCUUGACCCAGCAACAUUCUCUGCCUGCCAGUACGCCCCUCACAAAAACAUAUAAAGAUUUGAAAAUGAGUGAAAUCAAUUUGCAUUUUUGUGCCUCUGUGGAAGCUUUGACAUAAAGAGCACGAAUAAAAAUAUAAAUUGAUUUUGCGAUGUUUAAAAUUAGCUGACAGCAGGCUACCAAGGGUUUGCCACAUACAAAGAUUCUGCCCAAAUCCCGAAUAUGACUGUUCAGAAAAAAAUUGAAGUUGAUAUGAUGGACAUGGCAUCGAUGGACAUGGCAAGGUGUCGUUGAAAUGUGGCUCCCACCAAACGCCAUGAGCCACAAUCCAUAUGAGGCUUAAAAUCGGAUUCCAUCCGGAAUAAAUGUUAAAACUAAUACGAGCUAUAUUGUCGUGAAUUAUAUAUGAAUGAAGCAUAAUGUAUAAGUGUUGUAGAAAGACAUGACAAUGACAUUCGCAGACGACGCGUUCAAGUGUACACAAUUUCUAGAUACAAUGGUUGUUAUAGCAACCGUUACCAUGACAAUGCACUUCUAGUUUGCAGUGGAAUUUGAACAAAUAUUUACCACGAUUGUUAACGAACAAAAUAUAGGAACACUUUAUAUUAUGCGCGUGGUAUCAAAUUUUUGUUUUCUCUCAAACGCUACGUUUCAUUGUGUUAAAUGCAGUUGUUAUUAUAUUGCUUUGCACGUGAUAUAUGCUUUUACUUGUUGGAACUAUAUUAUCGACCUACCAUGUGUGAACAUGGUCUGACACAGGGGCGCUGGAGAAUAUGGUAUAAUACAGACCAGUACCCAAAUUUAUUUUGACAAAUAUUUUAAGUUGGAACAUUGAAUUUUCUUAAUUAUUAGUUGCAGAAUUGCCUAAAUGUCGU
Styela clava is the source of this 2584-nucleotide messenger RNA. RefSeq lists its product as uncharacterized. Gene Ontology annotation, cellular component: nucleus. NCBI's taxonomy places the organism in Eukaryota, Metazoa, Chordata, Ascidiacea, Stolidobranchia, Styelidae. Gene Ontology annotation, biological process: regulation of transcription by RNA polymerase II; anatomical structure morphogenesis. The record is from RefSeq and is a predicted model, not a curated record. Gene Ontology annotation, molecular function: RNA polymerase II cis-regulatory region sequence-specific DNA binding; DNA-binding transcription factor activity, RNA polymerase II-specific.